AUGGCAGCCAUACACCUUGAUGGUAAGGCAGGUAAAUGGUUUGAGAAUUUCAGAUUGAAUAAAUAUCACAUCUCCUGGCCAGAGUUAUCUGAAAAUAUUUGCUCUCGUUUUGAAAACCCUGCUCAUGAUAAUAUAGUUGGUAUCUUUAAUAAAUUAUCUCAACUGACCACUGUUGAAGCCUAUUUUGAAGAAUUUGAGUAUUACAAGGCCUUACUGCUAAGUGUUCAUAAGGAUUUUCCUGAAUCUUAUUUCAUUGCUAGUUUUAUUGGUGGUUUGAAAGAGGAACUCAGAAAUUCCAUUUUAAUGUUUGAGUCUAAAACACUAAUGAAUGCAUUUUCUCUUGCAAGAAUGCAAGAGCAGACAUUACUCCUCCAACAUAAAACUCAUAAACCCACUACAAGAAAUUUUUCUCCAUCUUUCAGUACUUCAAGACCCUUCCCACCAACCACCCUUCCUCCUAAACCUACUUAUAUACCUCCCACUUCAUCUACUACACAACCCAUACCUAAACCCUCUCCACCAUUACCUUUCAAAAAACUCACUCCUGAGCAGGUGCAAGCAAUAAAGGCACAGGGCCUAUGUUUCAAUUGUGAUGAGACAUACAGAAGGGGUCAUGUGUGUAAAAAACAGUACUUAUGUGUGUUAAUUGGAGAGGAAACUGAGGAAAUAUUUGAUUCUGGACUAGACACAGAGCGUGAGACUGAUGAGGAGCCCUUAGUGGAGAGUAACAUGGGGAUCUCACUAAAUGCAUUUACAGACACCACCUCAGCUGAUACUAUCAGGAUUCCUGGUUUUGUCAAGAAGAAAAUCAUCUCUGUUUUGAUUGAUACAGGCAGCACUCAUAGAUUCAUUGACUCUAACUUAGCCAAAAGCUUACAAUGUUCCGUUGAAAAAACUGCUAGUCUCCUAGUCACUGUGGCCAAUGGGGAUAAAACUGUAAGCUCUGGCAUUUGUUCUCAAUUGGAGUGGUCCAUGCAAGGACACAAGUUUUGUGGAGAUUUAAGACCUCCACCCUUAGGAGGCUGUGACAUUGUAUUGGGUGCUGAUUGGCUGAGGAAUUUGGGAGAUGUCUUAUUCAACCUUGCCAAGCUUUGCAUUACCUUCAAACAUAAGGGUAAGAAGAUCACAUUGCAGGGGACAACAACAAAACCAUCCUUACACAUGAUGAGUGGCUCUGCAAUUAAAAAGGAUUUGGACCAUAAAAUUCCUUUACAGCCCAAUUCAGUACCUGUCAACUUGAGACCCUAUAAAUGUCCAUACAUUCAAAAAUCUGUGGUGGAGCAACUGGUUCAAGACAUGCUACUUUCUGGAAUUAUUCAACCCAACAACAACCCAUUUGCCUCUCCAAUUCUACUUGUUAAGAAGAAAGACAACUCUUGGAGAUUUUGUGUAGAUUAUAGGAAGCUGAACAACAUUACUAUAAAAGACAAAUUUCCAAUUCCAGUGAUUGAUGAACUCUUGGAUGAAUUACAUGGCUCCAAAUUCUUCACCAAGAUUGAUCUGAAGUCUGGAUAUCACCAGAUAAGAGUAUACCCUUCUGACGUACACACAACUGCUUUCAGAACCCAUCAUGGUCACUUUGAGUUCAAGGUGAUGCCAUUUUGCCUUACAAAUGCUCCUGCCACAUUUCAAGCACUCAUGAAUAAGAUUUUUCAACCUCAUCUUAGAAAGUUUAUUCUAGUCUUCUUUGAUGACAUACUUAUCUACAGUCCUUCCUUGGAGGAUCAUGUUCUGCAUUUGCAAAUUACUUUACAAAUCCUCAGAGAGAAUCAGUUGUUUGCAAACUUCUCCAAGUGUUGUUUUGGGCAGUCUGAACUGGAGUAUUUGGGACACAUUGUCACUGCUAAUGGGGUUAAAGCUGAUCCUGCAAAAAUCUCAGCAAUGGUGGAUUGGCCUAUACCUACAACUAUUAAAGCUUUAAGAGGAUUUUUGGGUCUCACUGGUUAUUACAAGAAGUUUGUUAAGGAUUAUGGACUUCUUUGUAGACCAUUGACUGAUUUACUUAAAAGGAAUUCUUUUCAUUGGUCUCCUGCUGCCACUACUGCUUUUAUUCAGCUCAAGAGUGCCAUGUCAACUACACCUGUGCUUGCAUUGCCUGACUUUACAAAGCAAUUUAUGUUAGAAACAGAUGCUUGUGAUGUGGGAAUUAGUGAUGUCCUCGUGCAAGAAAACAGAGCAAUUGCUUUUUACAGCAAACCAUUGGGACCAAAAGUUGCUGCUAUGUUUACUUAUGAGAAGGAGUUGCUAGCCAUUUUUCAAGUUGUCACUAGAUGGAAGCAUUACUUACAAGCUUGGACUCAAGACAUUAUUGACAAUUAUGAUGAUGACUCCACAGUUCAGAAUUUAAUUGCUCAGCUUACUCUCACUCCCAGCUCUAAUCUUAAAUACACCUACUUAAAUGGCAUUUUAAGAUACAAGGAAAGACUAUACAUUGGCAGUUCUACCUCUACUAGAACAAAAAUUUUAGACUCCAUCCACUCUUCAGCAGUAGGGAGGCAUUCUGGUAUGCAGGCCACUUAUAUUAGAGCCAAAUCUUACUUCUACUGGCCUGCAAUGAAGAAGGAUAUUCUACUAUUUGUCUCAACUUGUGAUGUUUGCCAAAGACACAAAGGAGAGCAUACUUUUCCUGCUGGCUUACUUCAACCAUUACCCAUUCCAGACCAUGCAUGGCAACACAUCUCAAUGGAUUUUAUUGAAGGAUUGCCAAUGAGUGAAAGAAAGUCAAUCAUUUUGUUUGUGGUAGACAGACUUACUAAGUACAUCCACUUUAUUGGAUUGCACCAUCCUUACACAGCUGCCUCUGUUGCUAGGGAAUUUCUCUCUAAUGUGUUCAAGCUUCAUGGGCUACCUGCUUCCAUAGUUUAUGGAGAGACAAAAUCUUCACAAACUGAUGGCCAAACUGAAAGGGUGAAUUAUUGUCUUGAAAUCUACUUGAGAUGCAUGUGUAGUCAUCAACAAAAGAAAUGGCAUUUGUGGCUUCCCUUGGAUGAGUGGUGGUACAAUACCAACUACCACACUAGAUUGAAGAUGAGUCCCUUCCAGCCACUAUACGGAUAUCUUCCUCCACACUUAGCUUUUCCUUCUUCUGCCACCACUUCUGUUGCUGCUGUUGAUGAUUAUAUGAAACAGAGAGCUGUUGUAAUUGAUCUUUUGAAGGAAACCUUACAUAAGUCACAAGAGAGGAUGAAGUUCUUUGCUGACAAGACCAGAAUUGAUAGAGUUUUUGAAGUGGGUAACAAAGUAUAUCUCAAGCUGCAACCUUAUAGACAAGCCUCUGUGGAUUUGAGAAGAAAUCUGAAACUAGCAACCAAAUACUAUGGCCCUUUCUCCAUUAUCCAGAAGAUUGGUGCAGCUGCUUACAAACUUCAAUUACUAGCAUAG
Messenger RNA from Papaver somniferum (opium poppy), 3381 nucleotides. RefSeq lists its product as uncharacterized. NCBI's taxonomy places the organism in Eukaryota, Viridiplantae, Streptophyta, Magnoliopsida, Ranunculales, Papaveraceae. The coding region runs from base 1 to 3381 and encodes 1126 amino acids. The transcript is spliced from 4 exons. Gene Ontology annotation, molecular function: nucleic acid binding. The record is from RefSeq and is a predicted model, not a curated record.